Molecule: messenger RNA, 1820 nt
Organism: Anarrhichthys ocellatus (wolf-eel)
Lineage: Eukaryota; Metazoa; Chordata; Actinopteri; Perciformes; Anarhichadidae
Gene: vrk2
Product: VRK serine/threonine kinase 2
Exons: 13
Coding region: 308-1636 (442 amino acids)
Biological process (GO): protein phosphorylation
Molecular function (GO): ATP binding; protein kinase activity
Source: RefSeq, a predicted model, not a curated record
UUGUUUCUGUUUCUGUUUGAAAGAGUUAAGGGAGAGGGCUAACAUUCCCUGUGAAGUAUUAAUAAUAAGGACCGUCUAUCGAUACAUUGCUACACAAAAGACUCAACUGACGGCGUAACGUGACUGUACGGCUGGAGGUCCUUCGGAGGUCGGUUCGUAUUUGAUCUCACAGUUCACGUCGCGAGACGUUAAAGACUCUUGCUAAGUUAGCUAACGUUGCUUUAGCUAAACGGUCUGCUGACGUCAGCCACCAGCAGGACUCAGAUACGUGUCUCGAGUAUAUCAAAACAUUUUCCUAAAAGUUGUCAUGGCACCGCCAAAAAAGAGGGCGUUACCCAAAGCGCUACCAGAGGGGUUCAUACUGACGGACAGUGAGAAGAAGAAGUGGAGGCUGGGCAGGAUGAUUGGUCACGGUGGCUGUGGGCUGAUCUAUCUGGCCUCCCGUGACGUGGACCGACCUGUUGCUGCAGACACUGACUUUGUCAUAAAAGUGGAGUCCCAGGAGAACGGCCCCCUGUUCUCGGAGCUCAAGUUCUACCAGAGGGCAGCCAAACCAGAGAACAUGCAAAAAUGGAAGCGAAGCAGGAAACUGGACUUCCUGGGAAUCCCAACGUACUGGGGUUCAGGACUCGCUGAAGAUAAUGAAGUCAGGUAUCGCUUCAUGACCAUGGACCGACUGGGCAGUGACCUUCAGAAAAUCUGUGAGCGCAGCAGCGGUCAACUGAAGAAGGCCACCGUUCUCCAACUCGGUCGAAGACUGGUGGAUGUACUGGAGUACAUUCAUGAGAAUGAGUAUGUCCAUGCUGACAUUAAAGCUGCCAACCUCAUGCUUGGUUGCAGAGACCCUGAACAGGUCUAUCUAGCAGACUAUGGGCUGUCCUACAGAUACUGUCCUGAUGGAGUCCACAAAGAAUACAAGGAGAACCCCAAGAAGGGUCACAAUGGAACCAUCGAAUACACCAGCCUCGAUGCCCACAGAGGAGUUGCUCCAUCUAGACGUGGCGACCUCCAGAUUUUGGGUUUUUGUCUUCUUCACUGGUUAUGUGGGUCUCUGCCUUGGGAUCAAAUUCUGAAGAACCCAACUCAGGUCCAGGAGGCCAAGGACAGGCUGAUGGAUAAUCUGCCAGACUCAGUCCAGCAUCUGUCAGUGAGAGGAGCCAGCACAGACGAGGUGGCUGCAUUCCUCAGUUAUGUGAAAACUCUGGACUACAAAGAUCCGCCAAACUAUCAGCACCUCAAACAGCUGUUGGCGAGUGAUGUCACAGGAAGCCUUGACUUCUUCAAUCCACGCAAGCCGGCAGGGGACCCCCCCACCAGGGAGAAGACAGCAGGACGAGCCAGAGCAUCCUCCAGAGCCAAGGCUGUGGCCACAAAGCUGGAUGAUGAAGAGAAGGUGAAGUCUAGACCUGUGCACGCUCGCUACGUAAGAGGACCGCCCCUCACCAGAGCUCAGUCACAACAGGACGGUGGAGUGUCGCCUGCUGUCAGCAGAUCAUUGCGACCCAGACCUGAGGUGGCUUAUGGAGAAGAUGACAGUGAAGAAGAGGAUGAAGAGGAGGCCAGACCCAAACCCAUUGCUGAAUGCUAUCUGAGAGGCCCCCCGGUGGGCCCCAGAGCUCAGCCCAAACAGGUGUGAGGCUGCUGGUCUGACUGCUUUUAUUUGAUGUGUAACACUGAAUGAAUAACGCUGCUUUAGAGCACAAGAACAGCUCCAAACCAUAGACGGGUUCUUUAUUCUGUUGUUCAUAAGCUUUCUAAAGAGCAUUUAAAACCUUCAGACAGACGGUCCAAAGGAUUACACAGUGUAUGUAUGUAUGUAC